Molecule: messenger RNA, 2868 nt
Organism: Periophthalmus magnuspinnatus
Lineage: Eukaryota; Metazoa; Chordata; Actinopteri; Gobiiformes; Gobiidae
Product: ankyrin-2-like
Biological process (GO): protein localization to T-tubule; regulation of cardiac muscle contraction
Cellular component (GO): T-tubule
Molecular function (GO): protein binding
Source: RefSeq, a predicted model, not a curated record
AUGGGCAACACUGCAAUGUGUAAAGUGUGUGGCACAGACAAGGGUCUGAAAGCUGCCACCAGUCAGACCAACCUGGACCAGAAUGCCUUUCCAGAGUACUAUUGUGAGGAGCACUACCCACAGCAGCCUCCUCAGAUGCUGUCGGACAGUAACACCAGUUUCCUGCGAGCAGCCAGAGCAGGGAAUAUCGACAAGAAUGGACUCAACGCUCUGCAUCUGGCGGCUAAAGAAGGCCACAUGGAUCUGGUUCAGGAGCUGCUGGAGCGGGGAGCCAGCGUUGACGCAGCCACUAAGAAAGGAAACACAGCCCUCCACAUCGCAUCUCUGGCUGGUCAGGGAGAAGUCGUGAAGACUUUGGUCAAACGUGGGGCGGACAUCAACUCACAGUCACAGAAUGGGUUCACUCCACUGUAUAUGGCCGCUCAGGAGAACCAUCUGGACGUGGUGCGGUACCUACUGGAGAACGGAGGCAACCAGAGCACAGCUACAGAGGAUGGCUUCACCCCACUGGCCAUUGCCUUGCAACAGGGCCAUAACCAGGUGGUGUCCAUUUUACUGGAGAAUGACACCAAGGGGAAAGUGCGCCUGCCUGCCCUGCACAUUGCCGCGCGCAAAGACGACACCAAAUCUGCCGCACUACUGCUCCAGAAUGACCACAAUGCGGAUGUACAGUCCAAGAGUGGAUUCACCCCCCUGCACAUCGCGGCUCACUAUGGGAAUGUAAACGUGGCCACUCUUUUGCUAAACAGAGGAGCAGUGGUGGACUUCACAGCGCGGAAUGGCAUUACUCCUCUUCAUGUGGCUUCUAAGCGUGGGAACACUAACAUGGUGCGCCUCCUAUUGGACAGAGGCUCUCAGAUCGAUGCUAAAACCAGGGACGGUCUGACUCCACUUCACUGUGCAGCUCGCAGUGGACAUGACACAGCUGUGGAACUGCUGCUGGAGAGGGGAGCCCCCCUGCUGGCCAGGACCAAGAACGGUCUGUCCCCUCUGCACAUGGCGGCUCAGGGUGACCACGUGGAGUGCGUCAAACACCUGUUGCAGCACAAGGCACCUGUUGAUGAUGUCACGCUGGACUACCUGACUGCCCUGCACGUAGCUGCUCACUGUGGACACUACCGAGUCACCAAACUACUGCUGGACAAGAGAGCCAACCCCAACGCACGUGCCCUGAAUGGCUUCACUCCACUACACAUCGCCUGUAAGAAGAAUAGAGUAAAGGUGAUGGAGCUGCUGGUCAAAUAUGGAGCCUCUAUCCAAGCCAUCACGGAGUCUGGUCUCACCCCAAUACAUGUGGCAGCUUUCAUGGGCCACCUCAACAUCGUCCUGCUGCUGCUGCAAAAUGGAGCCUCCCCGGAUGUCUCCAACAUUCGAGGAGAGACUGCACUACAUAUGGCAGCAAGAGCAGGCCAAGUCGAAGUGGUCCGAUGUCUGCUGAGGAAUGGUGCCAUAGUGGAUGCUCGGGCACGGGAGGACCAGACACCCUUACAUAUCGCAUCACGACUGGGUAAAACAGAGAUUGUUCAGCUCCUGCUCCAGCACAUGGCCCACCCUGACGCUGCCACCACCAAUGGCUACACCCCCCUCCAUAUCUCAGCUCGUGAGGGGCAGGUGGAGACUGCCUCUGUGCUGCUGGAGGCAGGGGCGUCACACUCACUUGCCACUAAGAAAGGCUUCACUCCCCUUCAUGUGGCAGCGAAGUAUGGAAGCCUGGAUGUGGCCAAACUUCUGCUGCAGCGCCGUGCCCCACCAGACUCUGCUGGAAAGAAUGGACUCACUCCGCUCCAUGUUGCAGCUCAUUAUGAUAACCAGAAGGUGGCUCUUCUGCUGUUGGAUAAGAAUGCAUCACCCCACACCAUGGCCAAGAACGGCUACACCCCUCUCCACAUCGCGGCCAAGAAGAACCAGAUGGAGAUUGCUACAGUGCUGCUGGACUAUGGAGCAGAGACCAACAUCCUGACCAAACAGGGUGUGACCCCUCUGCACCUAGCCUCUCAGGAGGGGCAUGCAGAGAUGGCCGCUCUACUGCUCAGCAAGGGGGCGCAGGUCAACACCCCCACCAAGAGUGGCCUGACUGCCCUUCACCUCGCGGCUCAGGAGGAUAAAGUGUCUGUGGCUGAGAUCCUGGUUCGACACGGAGCUACCCUCGACCAACAAACCAAAUUGGGCUACACGCCACUUAUUGUAGCAUGUCACUAUGGUAACGGCAAGAUGGUGAACUUCCUGUUACAGAAUGGAGCCAGUGUGAAUGCCAAAACAAAGAAUGGAUACACUCCCCUUCACCAAGCAGCCCAGCAGGGAAAUACACAUAUCAUCAAUGUGUUGCUGCAGUACGGAGCCAAGCCCAAUGCCAUCACUGUGAAUGGUAACACUGCUCUGGGAAUUGCCCGGAGGCUUGGCUACAUCUCUGUGGUGGACACACUCAGAGUAAUCACGGAGGAGAUCAUCACCACCACUACAACGGUGACAGAGAAGCAUAAACUCAAUGUACCAGAAACCAUGACUGAAGUCUUGGAUGUAUCAGAUGAAGAGGGAGACGACACAAUGACAGGUGAUGGAGGGGAAUACCUGAGAGCGGAGGACCUGCGGGAGCUGGGGGAUGACUCCCUCCCAGGACAGUAUCUGGACGGGAUGAAUUACCUACGCUUCAGCUUGGAGGGGGGCCGCACUGAUAGUUCGGACAGGUCCUUCACCCCAACCCACCACAGCUAUUACUCCAAACAUGAGGGUCUGAUGGAGGAGCUGCUCAACAGUCAGCAGAUGUCCUCCCUGGCCAGAGAGAAUGACAGAGAGAACUACAGGCUGAGCUGGGGCACAGAGAACUUGGACAAUGUGGCCCUGUCCUCUAGCCCCAUCCACUCUGGGUGA